CAAACAGGGCAGGGGCCCUAACAACUAGGCGGUGGAGCUGCGUAGCGCCCUCGGGUUUCACUUCCAGGAAUCUGAACAGCAUCGAAGAGAAUACAAAGUUAGAAAAGGUCGGGAUUUUAGAGCUAGGGUUUCCUCCUUCAUAGAAUCCCUUUUUCUUCUUCCUCGCGAUCCCUCAAUAGUUUCCCUUCUUCUCAGAUUCACGCAGUCUUCCGUCGAGCGUUGCGAAUUACAUACAGAUUUCUACAGGAAAAAAAAUUGAAAUAAAAAUUCCAAGGAAUGCUGAAAGAUGUGCCUCCACGCAAUUAAUUUCUUGCCCAAAUCAAACAAAUCCUUAACUCCAAACCAGCUGCUGCUAUCUCUCAUCUUCAACAAGAUUGUUCAAAAAACAAUCUUCCAUCAUAAUCUUCAUUCAAGAAUGAGCACUCGAAUAUUCAAUUCAACAAAUCCUGUUCUGUUGGGCCAUGAUAUCGGCGACGAUGGUUGAAAUCUUUUGAAUCAAAACUCCUCUUUCCGUAUAAUUUAAACAUACUUACAGGAGGUAUCAAACUUAUAGAAAGAUUUCGAAAAUGAGAUCAGAAAACAAAGGUUGUGUUCUGAUGCAAAGGUAUGAAUUAGGGAGACUAUUAGGCCAGGGUACAUUUGCAAAGGUUUAUCAUGCAAGAAAUAUUAAAACAUCACAAAGUGUUGCCAUAAAGAUGAUUGACAAGGAGAAGGUCUUCAAGGUUGGACUCAUAGAUCAAAUCAAAAGAGAGGUUUCAGUCAUGAGAUUAGUGAAACACCCGAACAUCGUGCAGCUUUAUGAGGUCAUGGCUACCAAAUCUAAGAUCUACUUUGUCCUUGAAUAUGUCAAAGGUGGAGAGCUUUUCAACAAAGUUUUGAAGGGAAGGAUUAAGGAAGAUGUUGCAAGGAAAUAUUUUCAGCAGCUAAUUGGCGCGGUUGAUUUCUGUCAUAGUCAAGGAGUUUAUCACCGCGAUCUGAAACCCGAGAACUUGCUUGUAGAUGAUAAUGGAAACUUGAAGGUUUCGGAUUUUGGAUUGAGCGCCCUCGCGGAUUCGAAGAAGCAAGAUGGCUUGCUCCAUACUACUUGUGGGACUCCAGCUUAUGUUGCUCCUGAGGUGAUCAGUAGGAAAGGAUAUGAUGGAGCUAAAGCUGAUAUCUGGUCUUGUGGUGUGAUCUUGUUUGUUCUUUUAGCUGGUUUUUUGCCAUUUCAGGAUCAGAAUUUGAUGGAGAUGUACAAGAAGAUUGGUAAGGCAGAAGUUAAGUACCCGAAUUGGUUCCCUUCAGAUGUGAGAAGGCUGAUAAUGAGGAUUCUCGAUCCUAAUCCGGCAACAAGGAUUUCAAUGGCGAAAAUCAAGGAGAAUUCAUGGUUUAGAAAGGGUUUGAGUUCGAACAAGGCGAUAAAUCAAGCGGAAGCUGAAGAAUUGGGUGCUCUGGAUGUCGAUGCGGCUUUUGCUUCCUCAAACGGCACUGUCACAGAAGAAAAGCGAGAAGGACCUAAGAUCAUUAACUUGAAUGCCUUUGACAUCAUCUCUCUUUCGUCAGGUUUCGAUCUUUCCGGCCUGUUCGAGAAGUCCAACCGGACGAAAGCGGUGCGGUUCACGUCCUCAAAGCCGGCUUCAGCCAUUGUUUCAAAGCUCGAGGAGGUUGGUGAGCGGUUGGGGAUGAAGGUGAAGAAGAAGGGUGGAGGUGUUUUGAAAAUGGAGGGAUUGAGAGAAAGGGGGAAGGGAGGUUUGGGUAUUGACGUUGAGAUAUUUGAGCUGACUUCUUCGUUCCAUAUGGUUGAAAUCAGUAUGAGCAGUGGAGAUACAAUGGAGUAUCAGAAGCUAUGGAAGGAGGAGAUGAAGCCAGCUCUGAAGGAUAUCGUGUGGGCAUGGCAGCUUGAAGAACACUGAAGAGAGAUUUUUCUAUUUUGUUUAUGGUGAUUCUACUGUUUCUGCUUCUGUUUCUGUUUCUGUUCAGAUUGUUGGAGUGAUUUGGCUUUGUAUUUUUGUUUUUUUUUUAAUGAUUGUGGGGGGUGAAACUUGUUGUGGUAUUUGAUGUGUUUUAU
Messenger RNA from Phalaenopsis equestris, 2047 nucleotides. Its product is annotated as CBL-interacting protein kinase 18-like. NCBI's taxonomy places the organism in Eukaryota, Viridiplantae, Streptophyta, Magnoliopsida, Asparagales, Orchidaceae. The transcript is spliced from 2 exons. Gene Ontology annotation, biological process: protein phosphorylation; signal transduction. The coding region runs from base 567 to 1892 and encodes 441 amino acids. The record is from RefSeq and is a predicted model, not a curated record. Gene Ontology annotation, molecular function: protein kinase activity; ATP binding.